Molecule: messenger RNA, 697 nt
Organism: Hypomesus transpacificus
Lineage: Eukaryota; Metazoa; Chordata; Actinopteri; Osmeriformes; Osmeridae
Product: guanine nucleotide-binding protein G(I)/G(S)/G(O) subunit gamma-5
Exons: 3
Coding region: 90-305 (71 amino acids)
Biological process (GO): G protein-coupled receptor signaling pathway
Cellular component (GO): heterotrimeric G-protein complex
Molecular function (GO): G-protein beta-subunit binding
Source: RefSeq, a predicted model, not a curated record
AAUACAACCAACCGGAUGUUGGAAACAGUAGCUCACUCGAAGUUCUUCACCCAAGACUAUUAUUGCAGAAAAAAAAAUCUUGAUCGCAUAUGUACAUCAUGUCGGGUUCAUCCAACACUAUGGCCAUGAAAAAAGUGGUUCAACAGUUGCGUUUUGAAGCCAGUAUUAACAGAGUUAAGGUGUCCCAGGCAGCUGCUGAUUUGCAACAGUUUUGCCUUCAGAAUGCCAACCAUGACCCUCUACUUACCGGGGUGUCAUCAAGUACAAACCCUUUCAGAACACAGAAAGUAUGCUCAUUCUUGUAGCUUACUGGCAGGAGUUCAAGUUUUAAAUUGAGAUUUUUGCAACAGGUCAAUACACUGCAAAGGAGGCAUCUAUGGAUAUAAAAUGGAAACCGCCAGCUAACAGUUAUUUUUAACCAUCAAUGAUUAAGGUGCUUUCUACAAGCAUUCUGUAAAGUAAUCUAUAGCCGAAUACGUGCCUUCGUCAUUUCGUUUUUUUUUGCAACAGGUCAAUACACUGCAAAGGAGGCUUCUAUGGAUAUAAAAUGGAAACCGCCAGCUAACAGUUAUUUUUAACCAUCAAUGAUUAAGGUGCUUUCUACAAGCAUUCUGUAAAGUAAUCUAUAGCCGAAUACGUGCCUUCGUCAUUUCGUUUUUUAUGUGUUUGUUAAGAAUAAAUUGCUAACAUUUCUUAA